AUGGGCGACGCUUCAGUUUUCAAAUACCCUUCCCCUCUGACUGGGUACGAAGAUGCUCCACCAAUGCCAAGCGAGAUGGCGGCGGAUGGGAAGAGCUAUGUCAACCCACCUUCGGAAAAGCGCAGCGACGCGUAUGAUCAGUUUAUAGAACCGCUGGAUCGAAGUGAGCGUGGUGGUUUUGAUGUUCACAUCUACUAUCUUCAAUCAAACGAAGAACAGACAAAAUAUGCCAAAGAGCUCUGGGAACGUAUUAGGCGAGAAUUCCCUGAGCUACGAGUCUACAAAGUCUGGGAUAAACCCAUUGGACCCCAUCCCAUCGCCAUGUUCGAGGUGAAUCUGUUUACACCAGCGCAAUUCGGGGCAUUUAUACCAUGGUUGAAUGUCUGGAGAGGUCCCCUCUCUGCCCUUGUCCAUCCCAAUACUAUCCCUGAAGAAGGCGUCAACAAGUGGGCUUCGAUGAAGAGGGACCAUCUGGAGAGAGCUAUCUGGAUGGGUGAGAGAAUUCCUCUGGAUCUGAGUCUUUUCAACCGAACCUCGUGA
Molecule: messenger RNA, 540 nt
Organism: Fusarium coffeatum
Lineage: Eukaryota; Fungi; Ascomycota; Sordariomycetes; Hypocreales; Nectriaceae
Exons: 3
Coding region: 1-540 (179 amino acids)
Source: RefSeq, a predicted model, not a curated record